Molecule: messenger RNA, 2276 nt
Organism: Acanthopagrus latus (yellowfin seabream)
Lineage: Eukaryota; Metazoa; Chordata; Actinopteri; Spariformes; Sparidae
Product: melanocortin-2 receptor accessory protein 2A-like
Exons: 4
Coding region: 968-1666 (232 amino acids)
Biological process (GO): regulation of adenylate cyclase-activating G protein-coupled receptor signaling pathway; protein localization to plasma membrane
Cellular component (GO): plasma membrane; endoplasmic reticulum
Molecular function (GO): corticotropin hormone receptor binding; type 4 melanocortin receptor binding; signaling receptor regulator activity
Source: RefSeq, a predicted model, not a curated record
UGAUCCUCCAGAGGGUCAGGCUCAGCAGCCAACUCUCGAAUGGCUUUUGUUUAGACAGAGAGCCCCCUGGAGGCAAAAGUUACAAACUGUGCCUUUAAGUUUAGUCUCCUUUGUGGAUUUUCCCAUCAAGGCAGCGCCAUGAGGCAACGGCAUGACGGCCAACGUGUGGUUUUCUCUGGGUUGGGUUUAAACGUGGUAACGUGUGGGAUAAUUUUGAGUGCACAAUGUAACAAAAUACAUAAGGAAGGACGAGUCCUUCUCAGACAUCUUGAUGUGGAAUUUCUACAUAUUGUCUCUUUAAAUAAGCCCCAUAUGUCUGCAGAUUUUGGUGCAAAACUCUUGAUGGUGUGUUUAUAUCCACCACACUGGUACACUCCAGCCAUCCUUUCCCAAGAUCUUCACUUUUCUGACAUUUUUCAGACUUUUCAGCGCAAUAUGCAAAAAUAUUCACAAAGCUAAACUGAUAUGUAAAUCACGCGCACAUCAAAGCUCACCCUGCUCUAUCCAUUGGACCCUCUCCAAGGACGGUGAAAGAGCCUCGUCACGUCUUGGGGGGAGAGAGAGCGGCAUCACUGACUGGUUAACGGGAGCCUUGGUUUGCGGCGUGAUCUCACGAGUGAGCGAGCGAGUGAGAGAGUGAGCGAGCCAGCAGUGUGGGCCAGAGGACGCUGGCUGACGGUGAUGCGCACUGAGCAGCUCGCCGACAAGGCUGCUCCCUUCCUUGGCAGGAGGGGCACUCGCGUUUGGAUAAAUGGAUGGAGUUUACGCGCAACGCCGAAGACGAUGGCUCGCCCCGCUCCUCCUCACCACCUCUCCGGCGCGCUGGUGAAUUCCUGAAGACGGACACAGCACCCGAGGAGGAGCGGUUGCCCGCCGGUUCCCCAAAUUUCCCAGGCUGUAGAUUGUGUUUUGUCAACAACGCCGGGGUGGAAGGUCUCGCAACACCGGAGGUGCACACAGUCUGAAAAUGUCCGACUUCCACAACCGGAGCCAAAGCAGCGCACGUCGCAGUGACUACGUGUGGCAGUACGAGUAUUACGACGACGAGGAGCCAGUGUCUUUCGAGGGACUCAAGGCGCACAGAUACUCCAUCGUUAUCGGCUUCUGGGUCGGACUCGCCGUCUUUGUCAUCUUCAUGUUCUUUGUUCUCACGCUGCUCACAAAGACCGGAGCGCCCCAUCAGGAAAACCUAGACUCUGCUGAAAAGCGCCAUCAACCGGGGAGCUGUCUGGUAGACAUCGAUGGUCCCCAGGAGGAAAAUGACAAAGCCUUCUCCCGCCCGUUGCUAGGGGAGUCCCACUCUUAUUUCCACUUCUACAUCAACGAGGAGGACCAGGGGAAACGGAGGCCGGACGACAAAAGAGGAGAGGACGCGGGGGCUUCGGCGCGGCAGGACGCCUGCGACCGGCCCCGAGGAACCAGCUCCUCCGGGAUGGAUGAGCUGGAGGAGGAUGCUGAGGAAACCGCGGGACGCCGGCCUCUCAGUGGACUAAUAGAGGAGUGUAAGACGGACAAAGAGUGCGCCUUCUUCUCCGAAUUCAACAUCCCUAACUUUGUGAACUUGGAGCAGAGUUCAACACUGGGAGAGGACGAUCUGCUGUACGAGGCGUCCAACAUGCUGGAGCGCCAGUCUCACUCUCAGGAUGCCCACUGUGACAUCCACUAAGGCUGUUUCUGCGUCAUCAUGCGAUUCGCUUUCCCCUCAUUUGUGACCCAGCAGGGAGACACAUGCCCACCUGUUGCACACUCACCCGGAGUUUCUUUUAGCCUUUUUAAACAAGCGCUCACUCAGAUAAAACAGCGAGAAAGCACAAAAGAUGGCCCGCAGUCCACAUGAAGUGACAUUUCUUCCUGAAGAUUUACCUUUGAGCACUAAGCUCGUCUGAGUGGUUCCAGGACCAGAUGAAUGAAGCGCCACAGAAUGAGAGGGACGUCACCGGGGAAGGAUUCUUUGUACAAUUCAAUCUUCUAUUAUUGCUGUCCUGUUAUCUUGUGCAACUCUGAACAAUGGACAUUAUCUCUCCAACGGGACGCAAAUGCCAGCUGGUCUCCAAACGAGAUUAAAAGCAUGAAAUUCAAUUAUUUUGUUCUAAAAUGACGUGCCCUCGAUUAGAAAAGGUGAAGUGUUCUCGAACCGUGUAAUAGGUUGCACAAAGUGAAAUCUCUUGUUCUGUUUACAGGGUUGGUUGACGUGAGACUUUGGGUGGCAGUGUGAUAUAUUACUUUUGUAGUUCUCUUUGAACGUCCAAAUAAAGCCUGAAUGGAUUUGAGACUCA